Messenger RNA from Platichthys flesus (European flounder), 3282 nucleotides. RefSeq names its product hydroxysteroid (11-beta) dehydrogenase 2 (gene hsd11b2). The record is from RefSeq and is a predicted model, not a curated record. Lineage: Eukaryota; Metazoa; Chordata; Actinopteri; Pleuronectiformes; Pleuronectidae. Bases 286 to 1518 code for a protein of 410 amino acids. Gene Ontology annotation, molecular function: oxidoreductase activity. The transcript has 5 exons.
GGCAGGAACGAGCUGUGCACAGGGCAGAGUGUGUGAGCAGCAGAGAGGGAGAGCGGUAGAGAGACACACACUCUGACUGACUGACACUAACCUGCAAGAACGCUCACUUUCGACCACCAGAGAGAGAGAGAGAGAGAGAGAGAGAGAGAGAGAGAGAGAGAGAAAGGUAAAGACAGGUAAAUCAGUUGGACCUCCUCCUCCUCCUCUUCUCCUCCUCCUCCUCCUUCUUCUUCUUCUUCUUCUUCUUCUUCUUCUGCUUCUUCUUCUUCUUCUUCUUCUUCUUCUAUGAUGAUGGACGAUUACACUCUCCCCAUCUGGAUUUACCUGGGUGUUCUCGCCGUGUUUGUUGGUGGAGCCAUGAAGAAGAUUUUGGCGUCCCACCUGAGCACCGCCCCCACGCUGGUGGCGUGGCUGGGGGUCACCGUGCUGGUGGAGCGCCUGUGGGCGUUCUGCAUGCCGGCCCUGCUGCUUCUGAUGCUGCUCGGCCUCGUCUGGUGCCUCCACUCCACCACCAGGACCGGACCGCCGCCCCCCCCACUGUCUGCACAGGGCAAGGCUGUCUUCAUCACAGGAUGCGACUCUGGGUUCGGGCAUGCGACGGCGAAGCGGCUCGAUUCUCUGGGCUUUGAAGUGUUUGCCACAGUGUUGGAUCUGUCAGGAGAGGGCGCCAGAGAGCUGCAGAGGACCUGCUCGCCCCACCUCACCCUCCUCCAGGUGGACAUCACCCAGCCACAGCAGGUCGACCAGGCCCUGCUGGACACCAGGGCCAAACUGGGCCUCAGAGGUCUGUGGGCGCUGGUGAACAACGCUGGAGUGUGUGUGAACUACGGAGACGCCGAGCUGUCGUUGAUGUCGAACUUCCGUGGCUGCAUGGAGGUCAACUUCUUCGGCACGCUGAGUGUCACCAAGAGCUUCCUGCCGCUGCUGCGACAGGCCAAAGGUCGCGUCAUCACCAUCUCCAGCCCCGCCGGCGAUCAGCCGUUCCCGUGUCUGGCAGCGUACGGGGCGUCGAAGGCAGCUCUCAACCUCCUCAUCGCCACUCUGCGCCACGAGCUGGAGCCCUGGGGAGUGCAGGUGUCCACCAUCCUGCCGUCCUCGUACAAGACAGGCCAGUCCACCAACCAGGCCUACUGGGAGAAGCAGCACCGACGGCUGCUCCAGGGUCUGUCUCCAGCGCUGCUCGAGGAGUACGGCGAGGACUACGUGACCGAGACCAAGGAGUUGUUCCAGAGCUACGCCAGCCACGCCAACCCCGACCUGACCCCCGUGGUCGACGCCAUCGUGCAGGCGCUGCUGUCGCCACAGCCCCGGGUGCGCUACUUCGCGGGACCCGGCGUGGGGCUCAUGUACUUCAUCCACAGCUACUGCCCCUCCAGCAUCAGCAACCGCUUCCUCCAGAAACUGUUUGUGAAGAAGAAGCUGAUGCCGCGCGCCCUGAGGAAGCAGUCGAGCUUCGACCUGAACCUCAGCCUCCACAACAACAACAACAACAACAACGAGGAGGAGAAACUCAAGUAGCUGUGGUAGACACAACUAGAGGACCACUUCCCACAGCUGUGUGUUGUUCCAUAGUGGUGCACCAACAUUGUUUAUUUUAGUUUCUGUAAUGUCUGGGCCUGUGGCGCCCCCGUGUGGACGGUGCUGACACUGACGAGUGGGCAGGGUUAGGGUUAACAAACGGGAUCACGACUCCGUUCCGAGGAGCUGAAGGAAGAAAACUAUAUCUCAUGUUAUUUCUGUCGUUUGUUUUUCACUUUCAGCUUCACGUUGGGCUUGUUACCGUCACUUCUCACUGAACGUGUUCAUCGCUGUGACGUCAGGACGCAGUGACACUGUCAGGUUAAGGUCACGCACCAUUCGACCCCGACACACGGCCCGACUCCGCCCACGUGGUCCUUAACACAGUUCAAAUCCACGUUAUCGCUACUGGAGCUAGCAUGCUAACCAGUGAUCUCCUCUUGUAAUACCACUUUGUGCCUCAAGAGGCGACAGUGAGUCCCUUUAGCAUCUAAUCGGCCUACAGGACCAAAGAGCUAGAUUUAGAUUAAGGAUCUGAGCGAACCCCCCGACUCGCUGCCCCCUGUUGGUUCUGAGAAUGAACUCCACAGAUGGACCCUUAAACUGUGACGAUACUUUCACCACUUCACAACAACACAACAACACAAGCGUGUGCGUUGUCUUGGGGGGCCCACGAGGAGCAUGGAUGUGCGUUUAGCGUUAUCCAUGGAGGACCGAACCUCGACUCUCCACCCACGAGUGUAACUCAGGAUUAAGUCCAGAUUAAAGUCAACGUCAAGGCUCAUUAUUAUUAUUUAUGAUUGUUUAUCGAUUAUUCGGAGCAGACAGUGGAUCAUCGUUAGUUUGACUGAUGAUGAAACUUCUGUGCCGAUCUUGGUCAUCGAUGGGAGGGGUGGUGCACGAAGCGUACUAACUCCUCCCGGGUGGCGAGAGACUGUGAAACAAGCGCGCUCAGUGAGACGAGCUGCUGUAGUGACUUGUCCAUCAGCCGGCGUAUUUCCUGCAUCACAGGAAGUGCAGAGUCAAUCCUUUCAAAACAAAAGAACACGGUAGCUGUCACAUGUUUUAUACUUACACAACCAGUUAUACUGACGCUAAUCUUAGAUUUUUACUCGUCUGUGAAUAAAAACAAAUCAACCAGUGAUCACAUGAUCUGCUUCAUCCAAUCAGGUCGGAAUUAUUUUCCUAUUGUACCGUCUGAAUAUUUUCAUGUACUGUUGUGGUUUAAAAUAAAAGACACGUUUCUUCUGUGUGGUCAUUAACUCUGAUCACGAUCUUAUCGAUGAGCAGUUUGAAAACUUUGUAUGUAAAUAUUUGUAACUUCUUGUUUUCUAUUGUUUUAUCUCAAGUGUCACAUGUAAAGACAACAUCAAGUCAAAUUUUUGCACCAUCACAAAUAAUAAUAAUCAUAAUAAUUUCCUAUAUAGUUUCUCUGUGAAAUCCAGUUCGUUCUUCGGAUUCAGGAAGUUUCAUGUCUGUGAUUAAAAGUCUGAUUUGUGACGAAUUCAACAAAAUCCAAACUUCAACUGUCGUUGUUUUCAAAAAGAUGUUUUCACAUUUCAGACGUGUGCGUUGUGUCGUGAUGUUUCUGGAACCUUUGUCGCGUGUUGUGUUUGGCAUCGUCUCACUUUUGGUCUUCAACCGAAAUAUUUAUGUCGACUUUUCACUCAUACUGUGAAUUUUUUAUGAAAAUGUAAAAAACAAACAAAAAAAAUAUGUAAGGUGUUUUUUCUUUGAUAGAAAUAAACUCAACUUUUUACACUC